Molecule: messenger RNA, 4992 nt
Organism: Belonocnema kinseyi
Lineage: Eukaryota; Metazoa; Arthropoda; Insecta; Hymenoptera; Cynipidae
Product: serine proteinase stubble-like
Exons: 9
Coding region: 888-3464 (858 amino acids)
Biological process (GO): proteolysis
Molecular function (GO): serine-type endopeptidase activity
Source: RefSeq, a predicted model, not a curated record
CUCGAGGGUCCUCCGCAGUUCAAAAUCCUCACCUCUUCGUACAAGACGUUCCUCCCAAACUUUCCUCGCAAACCCGAAACUUCUAGGAUCAAAGGGAGGACUUAGAGGAUCAAAGAAUGGACUCUUAGGGAUAAAGGGUGGACAUGAACCAUAAUAGGGAGGACUCCAUCAUAAAAGGGAGGACUAUAAAGAUCCAAGGGUAAACUCUUAGAAUCGAAGGGAGGACUAGCAAGCUUUCUAGGUCUAUAGAAGCAGAACUGGUAUUCUGCACCAAGCAAAGGAGACUCUUUAUGUUGUCAAGAUUUAAAAUCAGCAAGAUAUGAAGUUAACACGAUAACAUGUGAUCAAAUCAUCAAGUGUCGGUUUUAAGAUUCUAGCUUUAAUUAUCAUAAUCGAAAGAUAUAAUCUGAUAAGAAAUCUACGAGCACACAAAUUAAGAGAUUGAGAUAGAGCCACUGGAGUCCAAACCACCUGUUGUGCAUCAGAAGCAGGAUCAUGAGUGUGAUCAAUAUCAAACUCCAAACAUCUUAACUGCCCUCAAGCUCUUCCGUAAAAUGAGGCAGCAUUGGAGAAAUUAAUCUUCAUCUCUGACAGUAAAUGUGGAAGUAAUCUAAGUGCCUUCAUCAUUAAAAAGUGAAAUGAUCAUGUUGGGAAAUUAGUUAUUGCGCGAAGUGUGAACCAUGCGAGGAAUAGUGUCUUCUCGGGGGUUAUCUCGAAAGUAGAAGUGCUAAACAGUGGAUGCUCCCAAAAUCUUUUUAAGUGUGACUUGCUCCUUGUGCCCUUAAGUGAAUUGAGGUAUCCAAAAAAUUUUUUACAUCAGGGGAAGAGUGGAAUAUGAACGAAGGCUGAUUAAACCUAGGAAAUAUCUUUAUCAAACUGGGAUCAGGAUGCGGUGGAUCGGUUACGUGGCCACAAUUCUCUGGUGGUCGGGCAUCGCCAGGUCCCUCAGCUCACUCAAUCGAGGUUACAAAAUCAGCCCGAAACCAUGUCGGGUACCAAACUUGGCGGGCACAGAGGGCACCUGUAUGUUCGUGUGGGAGUGCAUCAAGUCAGAGGGUACACACGUAGGCGUAUGUGUGGACACCUUCAUGUUCGGUAGUUGUUGCGUCCACAACGCGACGAGUAAUAGCAUAAGUUCUCACAAUCCAUCCACCUCAUCAAACACUCUGAGGCCGACCUUAGCCGAGGCCCUGUCAAGCGAAUCGACGAGGCUGACGCUGACGUCUCUCUCGAGUUUGUCGCAUCCUUCAUCCAGCACAACGAGACCCUCGAGUCAAACUCCAGUGUCUCAAAAGCAAGAUGUUAUUUCCACUAGUCAGUUAUCAGGGUCAGAUGAUCAAGUCGGAAGCUCCACAAGUCAUCACACCUUGGGAACUUCCAGUCCCAGUCUCCACUCGACGAGACCUUUGAAACCCUUACCGAUUAACUCGGGUCGACCUUUGCAAAAAAGGCCACAUGCCAAGCCCACUUCUGAGCAAGAAGACAGGCUUCAAACUUCUAAGGUUCCGGGCCAAGAUCCAGGAUUCUGGGAGAAAAACUCACAAGAUUCAAGAAGACCUCAGGAAGGCCAUCCGGAGGCUCAUGGACACCAACAAAUGAUGAAGACAAAACCAGAGUCUUCGAAACAGCGACCCAGUGGUGGACCGGGUGAUAACUCUGGGUCUGAAGAUCAGCAAGGAUUCAAAGAUAAAAUAGAAAACAAACACAGCACUUUGUUGAUUCGACUGCCGAACAAGAAUCAGGGCUCGAUUAAGGGCCAAGAACUGAGGCCACAUAGGCCAGAUUACAGUCAAAGGCCUUCGGAGUCGAGACCUGAUGACAGCAAAACCGAAGAAUCUGAUCUCGCUGUCCAGGAGACGAUGCAUAGGCCAAACGUCAAUUCUGUAGAUGAUAAACAUAAUGUGAAUAGUUCGCACCUUAGUUUAAAUUUUAUCCACACGGAACCACCACAGUGGGCGACAAAACCAGCAACUUCCAGUAAACCUUCCAUAGAAUAUCCGAAGCCAUAUUUUUCUAUAAAAACGUCAACAUAUCGACCGAUUUCAAUAAAUGGAGAAAUGGAUGAGAGGCCCAAUUUCGUAUCGAAGCCAGAUAGUCAAAAUAAACCCACUAAAUCCUCGACGACGCCAAGAACAACGUAUUACAGCAGUCAGUCAACCAGCGCAGCCGGAUCUGUACCACAAACUGCUCACUGGCAAGUGACCACCGAACCCGCCUUUGUAACCAAGCAGAAGCCAUCGUCUAUAAAGCCGAUAACAAUUUUUGAAACCACUCGUCCUGCUGGAUCUAGCUCUUAUUUUUGGUCUGACAACAGUUGGACACCUCCAAGACCAUCCAUAAAACCUCAUUGGACAGACCAUCCCAAUCUGAUGCAAAAUGGUCCCGAAAACUUUCCACAGAAGCCCAGUUUCAAACCAACGGAAACGCAAGAAAAUGAGUAUCAUAAGCCCUUUGGGUCAGCGCAUUUCAUAACAACAUCAUACAAUGAAACGCCAACAAAACCACGUCCAACAAAGAAAACAACCACAACGACAACCACAACAACAACAACGACGACGACCACAACUACGCAACGACCAUCCACAACAACAUCUGUAACAACUACGAAUCCAAAACCCCAUUCAGAAUCACCAUUGAGGACAGGUUCUGUUUUGACCAUACCAGCUGCUUCGGAAAAUAGGGAUAUGCAAUGUGGUAUUCCUCCUCUUUUUCCAAGACCGGAAACUAGGAUUGUUGGAGGGAAAGAUUCUGCAUUUGGUAGAUGGCCAUGGCAAGUUUCUGUUAGGAGAACAUCGUUUUUUGGAUUCUCUAGUACACACAGAUGUGGAGGUGCUGUUCUUAAUGAGAAUUGGAUUGCUACUGCUGGUCAUUGUGUUGAUGACUUAUUAAUUUCACAAAUUCGGAUUCGCGUGGGAGAAUAUGACUUCUCAUCCGUCCAGGAACGUCUUCCUUACGUGGAACGAAGCAUAAGCAAAAAAGUGGUGCAUCCCAAAUACAACUUCUUUACUUUCGAAUACGACCUUGCCCUUGUGAGACUUGAAAGUCCAUUGACUUUUGCAGCACACAUUUCACCCAUUUGUUUGCCUGCUGCUGACGAAUUAUUAAUAGGGCAAAACGCCACUGUCACAGGCUGGGGCAGACUUAGUGAGGGUGGAACAUUACCCUCGGUACUGCAAGAGGUGUCCGUUCCAAUUGUUAGUAACGACAGGUGUAAAGCGAUGUUCCUGAAAGCUGGCAGACACGAAUUCAUACCCGAAAUUUUCCUAUGUGCUGGCUACGAAACUGGAGGCCAGGAUUCCUGCCAAGGUGACUCGGGAGGUCCUCUUCAAGUCCGUGGAAAGGAUGGUCGCUAUUUCCUGGCCGGCAUUAUAUCCUGGGGAAUCGGCUGCGCCGAAGCCAAUUUACCAGGUGUCUGCACCAGAAUUUCAAAAUUCGUUCCAUGGAUUCUCGCCAACGUCGCUUAAAUUCACUCAGACAAAUCAUUUUUAUUAACAAAAAAGAACUACUUCUAAAGACUACUCUCUCCAUCUAUCACCCAAAGUCAUUCAAUUGUAAUCCACUGAUAAAUAUUUAUUGACAGAAAGUCUUUCAUUUCUAAGAAUUUAUUUAGUUUAUGUUAGAAUUUUCUCAUCUACAAAUUCAAAAACUUGACUGAUGAACACACAAAUUUAUGCUAGUUAAGCCUAGUGUUGAUCACCAAAUGUCGUAUUGCUCAACAAACACGGAUGCGAAAUUUGCGAUUAAUUAGACGAUCGCUGUGCUUGAAAUCAGAACGAUACUUUUCUCGCACUGCGUUAAACAUAUAUCAUUGUAAUAUAGUAGCUGUACUGUUAAAUUUAAUAAUGAACACUUCAAGCGAAUCAAAUGUCUGAAUGUCUCUACGUAAUUCGUCCUUGAUUUUUCAGGUGAGAGCUAAAAAAGGAAAUUCUAAUUGAACUUUUUUCUUUUUAAACUCAAGGCUCUCGAAAAAUACUUCCAAGAGGAAACCGCGAAUUGUGAUUUUUAAUUCUGGUUUAUGAUUUUUGUAAAAGAAGCUCAUUAUCUGAGUAUUAAUUUUUAAAAACAGUAAUAUGCUCCUUUUCACCAUUUUGGAAUAACUCGAUUUUGAAAUAUUCGCCACAAGUAAUGUAGAGUUUGGUAAAAAAAAGUUUUGAGCCCGAAGAUUGCGUGUUCGAUUUUCGCUGCCGGGACUUUAUUUAUUAUUUUAUCCUUAUUAAAUUUAUUAAAAUGCUUUUAAAUAUAAUUUCUUUUAAUAUUCUCCCAAAGAAUAUAUUUAAAAUGAUACAAUAGUAAAUAAUAAUUUUUGAAAUGAUAAUAAUAAUAAUAGAAAGUUAAUUAAUCACUUAAUUUUGGCAAAACAAAAUGAAGUAGAAAAAAGUCAGUUUUUCGUGCAAAGAGGCAUCAAAAACUUAUUAUUUGCAUAAUCUUUGAAGAUUAUUGAAGGAAGCUAAUUGAAAGUAUUUGAAAUUAUAUCUACUCAUUUUAAUGGAUUAUUAUGAUUUCCAAAGGUCUUAUGGAAUUUCAAAGAAUUUUCAAGAAAUUCUAAAGAAAUUUAGGGAAUAAAAUCAAUUUUAUUUCAAAGAAUUUCUAUGGUUCUCAACAAUUAAGAGGGAUAUUGCAGGACCUUACACAAUGCUGAACUAUUUUAAUUUAUUUUAAAACAUUGUAAAAACUUUUAACCGAUUUAAAAAAAUUUCACGGAAUUUCAAACAAUUUUGUAGGUUUUUCAAAGAUUUUAAGGGAUUUCAAAGAAUUUUACAAGAGUUCAGAAAUUUCAUAGGCCCCUUAAUUAUUUCAUAGGAUUCACGGGAUAUAAUAAUAUUUUAAGCUAUUUUGAAUAUUUUCAUGAUUUUUUAAAGAGACUUAGGCAAAUUUGAAAGAUGUUUACAUGCUUUACAAAAAUGUUAAGGGAUUUCAUAGAAAUUGUAAAGAUUUCAGAGAUUGUAUAGGUUCUCCAGUGAUUUUAUAAGAUUUUUGAAACUUUUAAAGAUU